Molecule: messenger RNA, 958 nt
Organism: Aureobasidium subglaciale EXF-2481
Lineage: Eukaryota; Fungi; Ascomycota; Dothideomycetes; Dothideales; Saccotheciaceae
Exons: 1
Coding region: 235-747 (170 amino acids)
Source: RefSeq, a predicted model, not a curated record
CGAGGCCCGAUUGGGAGAAAACACAUGAGCAGUGUAUCUUUGGACAUUUGUCUAAUCAUCCUGAUGUCUGCCUUGAUAUUGAUCUUGCAGCUAGCAAUCCCUCGCCAAGAGCUCCCAAGCCGGUUGCCUGACUUGUGCUGAGUCUGUCACAUAAUCCUGGAUUCUCUCGUCUCAUCUUGGCAAUUGAAAGCGUCUCAUCUUGGGAGUUAAAAGCGUCUCGUCACUUGCAGUCGAAUGUAUUUCAGUCUUCAACAGUACAACAACAGAAGCCAGGUGGCUGAUUCGCGCGACCUAGCGAACAUUCUCGAGCCCUCACAGUCUAAGAUGACAUUGGACACCGAUACUAUGAGCAUGGAGGAUCUCGCGAGUGUCGUAGCUCGCGAGAACGUCAUAGGUCACUCCCAGAACACCUUUGAUCUUCUUGCAAGAUCCCCGAAAGGGUACAUGAGCAAUUUUCGCCUCGUUCUCGCAAUGAUGCAGGUCCUUUACGAUCAAGGCCACUAUCGACACUUGCAGACUUUGAUAGUCGGACUGACUGGAUCAGAAGAAUGGUCGACGAAGGAGAACCAAAUCGCCACGCUCUUAAAAUACGUUACCCUGGACUCGACCUAUGCCGACGCCUCAAAUGAAUUCACAAAGGCGAGACUCGUUCAGGACGUCCAACAAGCUCUUCAUGAAGUUGAAUACAGUGUCGCAAAGCUUGAAGAUGUGAAUUUGACAAGUUGGUCCAUUCCGGGACGUUGCUGAUGAAUGACCAGAUUUUGCAAUCAGUGUUACUCUUGCGACUGAGCUACCCUCAGCACAAAGUCUGGGAACGGUGCGGUGUCAAUGAAGACUUAGGCGUGCUCGGCGGCAUCAAACUCACUUUUCUGAUCAAAUAUCUCCUGGACCAGGGUUAUUACUGGGAAGCAGAGCAUAUUCUCCCGAUCUUCUUCCGGGAGUACAAGACCGAAUCGAA